Pseudoliparis swirei is the source of this 3434-nucleotide messenger RNA. RefSeq names its product lipase, member Ia (gene lipia). The record is from RefSeq and is a predicted model, not a curated record. Gene Ontology annotation, biological process: lipid metabolic process. The transcript is spliced from 9 exons. The coding region runs from base 1439 to 2950 and encodes 503 amino acids. Gene Ontology annotation, molecular function: lipase activity; carboxylic ester hydrolase activity. Lineage: Eukaryota; Metazoa; Chordata; Actinopteri; Perciformes; Liparidae.
CUUUGUUCAAUUUUAAUGCUAAUUAACUAAAGUAUAUUUGACAAAAAUGAUAAAUAAACAUCAUGCUGACAACAUAUCAGCAUGCUAACAUUUUAGUUGUGAACAUGUUGAAAUUGAUAGUUAUUUAGUCAGAUUUAGUCAACAUCAGAGGACAAAGUGACACCAUGAAUCCCAUGAAACUUUCUCUCUAUCAAUUUGUUUGUUAAGUAAAAAAAAAAUACAAUAUUAUAAAACAUAUGACACACAUACAGACACACUUUACCGAUACAUAAUAUGCAUAGACAUAUAAAUGGACGUGCAACCAUUUAAAAAGAAAAGAUUGAGCAGGAGAGGCUGGAAGCUAAAAUAAAAUAUUAAAAUAUUAAUAUUCUUAUAAAUAACAUAUAUUAUAAUAAUAAUUAUUAAGAUGUCUAAACCUCUGAAAUGUCCACGACACGUUGUGCACAAUACAUUGUGUACAGUAUAUUGUGUACAAUACUGUGUGCAGUGUAUUGUGGGAACAUCUGGAGAUCGAAUUACGGAGCAGGAUUUGUUGCGCAACUUCUUUCAACUGUCAGUUGCCAGAGAGUCUGACCGGUAAUUUUGGGAGUGAAAUAUUAAGAACAAUUCACACAAUAUGUUUCACUCUGCCUCAAAAUGCCUUGCUCAUGAAUAAAGACACAAUAAACUGGGACUAGAUUGUUUUUUUAUACAGAUUAAAAUGAUUAAGAGAGACAGAAACCGUCUCAUAACCGGUUUUAUUUUGGAGCACGCAUGCAGAAACCAGGAGUGACUUCCCAGGAAUGUUUCACCUGUAAACACAAUGACCUCGAGCGAGGGGUGUGGCUAUCCUCGUGAGAUCAUGCGGGGAGGGAGCACUGCUCUACUCACUUCCUGAGGUUCCAACACUGCCCAAAUAAGUGGAGGGAGGCACACACACACACACACACACACACAGAGGAUGACCUGUAGUGUCCUGGACCUUUAACCAGAACAGGAAAUAUUAUUAUCAUACGGCAAAAAAAAGGUAAGACGCUGAUAAGAAUGACAAGUUACGCUUUCUGUUUGUUUAAUCUGACACUGAACACUCGUCUGCUGUGAUUUCAGCUGAUUUCAGUUUAGCUUGCAAUCACGAUAUCAUUGGUUGAGAUUAAUCACUGUAGGUGGGGAUAGAAAAUCUGAUUUUUUUGUUAUUUUAUGAAACUAACAAUAUGAAAUUACUUGUUUUUUCUUCACACAAUCACAGCAUUGGGUGUGUGGAUGAUUAAAUAACCUCUUUUCUUCGCUCGGGUCGCAUUCAAAGCAAAAAUACAUCAAACUACAAGUGUGUGGUGAAAGGUAGAAGUUGUCAGAGAGCCCCGUGAAGGGGUUGGACUGCAUUCCCCCUGAAGCUGAGCUGCCUGUUGUGUAUCGACUGUUCUUCAUACUGCGGGCUGUAUGGUGUUUGACAAGGUGUUUUAUGGUCUGGCUGACAACUGUGUCUACAGAUCAUUUACACGUGUUGGUGCAAAGCAUGUUCCUGUGGCGAUACCUGACACUGCUGCUGCCGGUAACUGUUCAAAUAUGCAAAGCUCAAAUAUGUGAAGAAUUUACAGAUCUAGAUCUCAGACACGCCAUCGUGGGAACCAGCCUCCAGGUCAGGUUGCUGCUCUACACCAGGGACAAUGGCACCUGCGGCACGCUGCUGUCCCACAGCGACCCGUCCCACGCGCACCCCCACGUGAACUGGUCCAGGCCGACCGCCUUCGUCAUCCACGGGUACCGGCCCACCGGAUCUCCGCCGGCGUGGCUGCAGAAGAUCACGGAGCUGCUGCUGACCAGGGCCGACGGCAACGUCGUCGUGGUGGACUGGAACCGCGGAGCUGCGAAUAUCAACUACAUGAAGGUGGUGGAGAACACGCGCAGGGCGGCCGACAACCUCACGGCCUUCGUGAAAAAGAUGCAGGAGCACGGCGCCCCUCUGAGCUCCAUCCACAUGAUCGGAGUCAGCCUCGGGGCUCAUAUGUCGGGCUUAGUGGGCGCCAAGCUGAACGGGUCGCUGGGAAGAAUCACAGCUCUGGAUCCAGCUGGGCCUCAGUUCACCGGCACGCCUCCAGGGGACCGCCUGGACCCCACGGACGCCCAGUUCGUAGACGUGCUGCACACGGACAUCGACGGCCUGGGCUUCAGAGAACCUCUGGGUCACAUCGACUUCUACGCUAACGGAGGAGCGGACCAGCCCGGCUGCCCCACGACCAUCUUUUCUGGUAAGGUCUGUAAAGAAAGAAAAAAAGGUUUCAUCUGGAUUGGUCGCUCAAUCAAUGGAACAAUGCUGUGUGUACCGAACAACUCGGACCCCUCUGCAGGAGGAGCCUAUUUUAAAUGUGACCACCAGAGGUCAGUGUUGCUCUUCCUGGACUCGUUGAGUCGGACGUGUGCCAGCACGGCCUACCCCUGCUCCUCCUACAAGGCCUUUCUGGAUGGAGACUGCUUGAGCUGCGACCUCUUUGGUGCUGCCGGAUGUCCUGUGUUUGGUUAUGAUGUCACACAGUGGAGAGAUGUCCUGGUGCGCAUCGGCCAAACCAAAAGCUUCUUCUCCACCAACACAGCCUCUCCAUUUUGCAGGACAAACUACCGGGUGGAGGUGAUGAUUUGGAACGAGGACGUACGUUUCGGGUUCAUCACGGUUAAACUUCACGGUGACGGUGAAGAAGCCGUGGCGACCAUCAACCAUAAAGCGUCAGAGUUCAAGAAGUUCACGGAGACCACGCUGCUGGCCCAGUUUGACAAAGACAUUCAGUCAGUGAGAAAAGUGUCUCUCAAAUUCUCCACCGGGAACGCGCUGAAGGCCAAAUAUAAGCUCCGUGUCCUCCGAAUCCGUCUCAGACAUCUGGAACGCUCGGAGAGGCCUCUCUGUCGAUACGACAUCCUCCUGCGGCAGGACAAGGAGGUCACCUUCAAGCCACUUCUCUGUGAGGAGUCCAACUUCUGACACUGAGUUUCAAAACAUGUCAAACUUUGAGACUAAAUGUCAAAACACGCCAAACUUUUGCUCGUGCCGGAGGCGACUGGGCCGCCGGUUCGAUCCCUCCAGGAAUCGGGAUGAACUCACCUGGCUGCACUGGGAUCUUUUGGGAUCCAAUGAAAUGUGAUAUACUAUAUUAUGUACAUUUGUUUUUAAAGAGAAAAUACAUGUGUUGUUUGUUUUUUUAAAGAAAUAUUUUGCCCAAAGAAGUUUAUUUAUGUGGGGCGAGUUGGAUUUAUGACUUAUGAUUUAUGAUGAGACGUUAUACAGUGGGUACGGAAAGUAUUUAGACCCCUUUAAAAUGUUCACUCUUUGCUUCAUUGCAGCCAUUUGCUCAAAUCAAAAAAGUUCAUUUUAUUUCUCAUUAAUGUUCACGCAGCACCCCAUCUUGAGAGAAAAAUACAGAAAUGUAGAAAUUGUUGCUAAUUUAUUAAAAAAAGAAAAACUGAAA